AUGGUGACUGCUGCUCAAUCAACAACUCUCCAGUUGGAGCUGGCGGCGGCCUUGAUUAUCACAGCAUACAAGGUUGCCUCUGGCACAAAGUGUGUUGGAAGCUUUGUGAUGCUGCUCAGUUACUGGGCACAACUCUCAGGCCCUCUACAGAUGCUUGUUCAUGGAUUUAGAGAUUUUGCCAAAGAGAUGGUUGAGGCUGAAGAGUUGAUGAAGGUUUUGCACCAGGACCCAGCCAUUACUGACAGUCCCAGCGCUCAACCUCUGGUUUGCAAAGAAGAAGAUUUUAUAGAUUUUAAGAAGGUUAGAUUCUCUUAUGAUGGGGAGAGAAUAGUCUUGAAAGAUAUCAACUUUCAUGUGCCCGCUGGCAAAAAGACCGCCAUUGUUGGAAAGUCUGGGGGAUGAAAAUCAACAAUUCUAAGCCUGCUCCACCGGCUGCGAGAUCCUACCGCUGGUGUUAUCAGCAUUGAUGGACAGGUUUU
Messenger RNA from Blastomyces dermatitidis ER-3, 479 nucleotides. RefSeq lists its product as uncharacterized. Gene Ontology annotation, cellular component: membrane. The record is from RefSeq and is a predicted model, not a curated record. The transcript has a single exon. NCBI's taxonomy places the organism in Eukaryota, Fungi, Ascomycota, Eurotiomycetes, Onygenales, Ajellomycetaceae. Gene Ontology annotation, biological process: transmembrane transport. Gene Ontology annotation, molecular function: ATPase-coupled transmembrane transporter activity; ATP binding. The coding region runs from base 1 to 402 and encodes 133 amino acids.